This is a messenger RNA of Lagopus muta (rock ptarmigan), 3118 nucleotides long. RefSeq names its product mex-3 RNA binding family member D (gene MEX3D). NCBI's taxonomy places the organism in Eukaryota, Metazoa, Chordata, Aves, Galliformes, Phasianidae. The coding region runs from base 64 to 1878 and encodes 604 amino acids. The transcript is spliced from 2 exons. Gene Ontology annotation, molecular function: RNA binding. The record is from RefSeq and is a predicted model, not a curated record.
GAGGCGGCGUGCGGCGGGCACCGGGCACCGCCACCGCCCCGCAAAGCACCGCACAGCACCGCCAUGCCCGGCUCCAUCUAUCAACCCGACGGAGGCGAGGCUGGUCGAGCCCCCCCUCGUUGUUUAGCUUUAUUAAAUCCUCCUCCAACCCCACCGUCGAUCGUAAGCACCGGGCAGGAACCGGAGACCGAAACGGAGAGGAGGGAGGGGCCGUCUCAAACGCAAGAAGAAGCUUUGAGAUUCGCCUUGGAUCAAUUAUCGUUAUUGGGUUUGGAGGAAACGACCGAACCGGGGGGGGGAGGAGGAGGAGGAGGAGGAGGAGGAGGAGGAGGAGGAGGGGGUGGGGAAGCGGAACCGGAGCCCCCCGGGAACAACCCGACUCUUCCCGGUACCUCUUCUUCACCACCACCACCACCAUCAUCAUCAUCAUCAUCAUCAUCAUCAUCCGUUUUCGGCAACUUCGCACCGAACCACCACCACCACCACCACCACCACCACCACCUCCCCCCUCUUUUAACCGACCAGAUGAACAUCCUCGGGAAUAGGAAAAAAAGCGUCAAUAUGACCGAAUGCGUUCCCGUUCCCAGCUCCGAACACGUCGCUGAAAUCGUGGGCCGUCAAGGUUGCAAAAUCAAAGCCCUGCGUGCCAAGACAAACACAUACAUCAAGACGCCGGUGAGGGGCGAGGAACCCAUCUUCAUCGUCACCGGGAGGAAGGAGGAUGUGGAAAUGGCCAAGAGGGAGAUCCUCUCAGCUGCUGAGCACUUCUCCAUGAUCCGAGCGACACGCAACAAAGUGAAUGGGCUGACGGGUGCCCUGCAGGGUCCCCCCAACCUGCCGGGCCAGACCACCAUCCAGGUGAGAGUCCCAUACCGCGUGGUGGGGCUGGUGGUGGGCCCCAAGGGAGCCACCAUCAAGCGCAUCCAGCAGCAGACACACACCUACAUCGUGACACCCAGCCGUGACAAGGAGCCCGUCUUUGAGGUGACGGGAAUGCCCGAGAACGUGGACCGGGCCCGCGAGGAGAUCGAGGCCCACAUCACCAUGCGGACGGGUUCCUUCGUCGACGUCAACGCCGAAAACGACUUCCACACCAACGGCACCGACGUCUGCUUGGACCUGCAGGGUGGUUCUGCCGGUCUGUGGGCCAAAGCUCCGCACCCGGCCCGCCGGCCCGCGGCCGCACUGCGCAACGACAGCCUCAGCUCCCUGGGCAGCGCCUCCACCGAGUCCUUCUACAGCGGGCGGGUGGCAGAUAACAGCCCCACCAGCCCCUACAGCACCGGCGGUGGAUUCACCUUCAGCGAUGCGCCGGCCCCGCUGGGCUCGGAGGAAUGUGACUUCGGCUUCGACUUCUUGGCCUUGGACCUGACGACGCCGAGUGCCGCCGCCGCCAUCUGGUCGCCUUUCGAGCGUGCUGCCAACCCCCUGCAAGCCUUCGGCGGCUCUCAGAGACGCAACAGCGGCACGGCCACACCGCGCCAUUCACCCACUUUGCCCGAGAGCACCGGAGGGGCCUUGGAGCACCCCUUGGCGCGCCGCAUCCAGAGCAACCCCGUCAGCACCUUGUCCUGGCUGCCCACCCAGGGCUCGCUCUCCUCCUUCUCCACCAGCACGGGUUACUCCUCCUCCUCAUCGCUGCCCGGCAGCGUCUCGGCCGCCUCGGGUUCACCCACCGACUCCAGCAGCUCCGACGGGCAUCGCAAGAGCUCUCGUGAGUGCAUGGUGUGCUUUGAGAGCGAGGUGAUCGCCGCCCUGGUGCCCUGCGGCCACAACCUCUUCUGCAUGGAGUGUGCCAUGCGCAUCUGUGGCAAGGCCGAGCCCGAGUGCCCCGCGUGCCACACACCGGCCACCCAAGCCAUCCACAUCUUCUCCUAGCCGGGGCCAGCUUGACGCGGCGAGCAGCCCCACUCCCCUCCCCUCCAACACAACUUUUUAAGGACUUGAAGCGGUUGGGGUCAACGCAGCCGUUGAGGUCAACGCAACCAUUGGCAUCAAGGCAACCGUUGGGGUCAACGCAGCCAUCGGGGUCAACGCAACCGUUGGCAUCAAGGCAACCGUUGGGGUCAACGUAGCCGUUGAGGUCAACGCAGCCAUCGGGGUCAAUGCAGCCAUUGGCAUCAAGGCGACCGUUGGGGUCAACGCAACCGUUGGCAUCAACGCGACCGUCGGCAUCAACCCUUUUUAUUUAAAGGAUCGGACUGGGGGUGCAGGGGUGGGGAUGGAGAUGCUAUUUUUCUCCCGCUGGAUGGAAGCCGGAGGGCAGGAUCGCGGGGAGGGAGGGGGCAGAGCAAAGGGGUCGGGAGGGCUGGGGAGGAAGGGGCAGACGAAGAUGACGAGGAAGAGACGCAGAACCGCAGAGAGGAGCAGAACCCAAUGUUUACAGAAUAGCUUUAACUCUUAGCCCGGCUGUGGCAGCUGGGGAGAGGAAGCCCAGCUGUUCUUCAACAGUCCUUUCCAAAUAACAGUAUUCAGUUUGCAAAGUUAAAUAAACAGAAAGAAAAGGUCCGGUUGCACUUUUUAUUUUAGGACACGCAAGGGUUGUCUUUUAUUUUUUUAAAAGCAUUCUAUUAUUAUUAUAAUUUUUUCGUUGUCGUUCUUUUUGUAUGUAGUUAUUUUUUUGGAUGAUUCUUGACGGUUCUAUAAAUAUAUAUAUAUAUAUAUUUUUUUUUGUAACACAGGUCUUAUCUUCUAUUUUGCCAAUGUGAAAACUGCCCAAAAAAAAAGCAUUACGAGGGGUUGGAGGGGUGAACACGGCACAAAGAGAAACGCAGACAGAUUUCUAUAUCUCCUUUUUGUUUCGUGGUUGGUUUUUUUUUUGUUGGUUGUUUUUUUCUUUUUUUUUUCCCCUUUUGUUGUUGUCGUUCUAGUUUUAUUUUUUUAUUUUUUACCUCUUUAUGUAUAUGUAGGGAAUUUAUAGGAAAAUAUGUACUUUAUUGAAUAAAUUUUAAAAACUAAAAUAUAUUUUAUUUUAAAAAGAAAAUAACGGACCUUUAACCUUACAUGGCUAAAGUACUGAUUAUAUAUUUGCUGAGCUGACUUGACGGUUAUGAAAAUUGUAUCAAGAGUUUUAUUUUUUGACUUCAAAGCCUUCUUAAUAAAGACUUUUUACUAUAUA